Messenger RNA from Pistacia vera, 2390 nucleotides. RefSeq names its product lectin-domain containing receptor kinase VI.3-like. The coding region runs from base 76 to 2127 and encodes 683 amino acids. The record is from RefSeq and is a predicted model, not a curated record. Gene Ontology annotation, molecular function: ATP binding; protein kinase activity; carbohydrate binding. The transcript has a single exon. Gene Ontology annotation, cellular component: plasma membrane. Lineage: Eukaryota; Viridiplantae; Streptophyta; Magnoliopsida; Sapindales; Anacardiaceae. Gene Ontology annotation, biological process: protein phosphorylation.
UAUUCUUUAAUUCGUUUUGUAUACUUGGCUGUUUCAAGUUAAAUCAAUUUUUGUUCAGUCAACUCUCUGAAUUCCAUGGCGAUGGGAGUUGCGGGAUUUUUUUGUUUCUUCUUUUUCUUACUCUUCCCGAUUCUUGCUCAAUCUCAAACUCAACCUACCAGUUUCAUCUUCCAAGAUUUUAGACAAGGUGAAACUAAUCUUAGCCUUGACAGAGAUGCAAGUAUUAUCAGGCCUUCUGGUUUACUUAGACUCACUAAGAGAUCAAAUAAUGUCAUAGGCCACGCAUUCUAUGUCAACCCAAUACAAAUGUUUGAGAAAAAUUCUUCUUCUUCAGCUCAAAAUGCUUAUUCUUUCAGCACAACUUUUGUGUUUGAAAUAGUUUCCCCAAGUUCAGGCCACGGCGGCUACGGACUUGCCUUCUUGUUGGCUCCCUCUAAGCAACUUCCGGGGGCAGAUUACGGACAUUACCUAGGAAUUUUCAACCCAACGAAUGAUGGUAAUGCGUCAAACCAUGUUAGUUUUGUUGAGUUUGACACGGUUAAUGGGUUUAAGGGUGAGUCGGACGACGAUGGAAACCAUGUUGGAGUCGGCAUCAAUAGCAUGAAUAGCCGGUCAAAACCAGCUGCCUAUUAUCACAAUCCAGGUGACACGGAUCAUCAAGAAGAAGUGAACUUAGAGGGCAAUGGGCCUAUCCAAGCUUGGAUAGAAUAUGAUGGGGAAGAAAAGGUUUUGAAUGUAACUAUAUGUUAUGCAGGGAAUCCAAAACCUGUGAAGCCUCUCAUAAAUUACCGGGGUAUUAACCUCACAGACCAUAUCAAAGAAACUAUGUAUGUGGGAUUCUCUGCGUCUACAGGAGAUAGAUCAAGCUCUCAUUACAUCUCAGGAUGGAGUUUUUCAUUAAACGGAAAGCCAGAAACCCUUAAUGUUUCAGCAAUUCCAAAGGCACCAAAGGAGAAAGAAUCAACCCCGUAUAACCGUCAAACUGUUGCUAUUAUUUCUUCUUUAUGCGCUGUGACUGUUUUGUUGUUGGGGAUAUUGGUUUUCUUUUUGUUCUAUAGAAGGUCUUCAACGUCUGAGAUUCUUGAAGAUUGGGAAAUAGAUUGUCCUCACAGGUUCAGAUACAAGGAUCUUUAUGAAGCAACGAAGGGUUUUAGAGAGAAUGAAGUGAUUGGAGUUGGCGGAUUUGGUGCAGUUUACAGAGGUGUGUUACCAACUAAUGGAAGUGAAGUGGCUGUUAAGAAGAUUACUCGUAAUUCACUUCAAGGAAUGAGGGAAUUUGCAGCUGAAAUCGAAAGCUUGGGACGUUUAAGGCACAAGAAUUUGGUUAAUCUCCACGGUUGGUGCAAGCAAAAGAAUGAUCUCCUUCUAGUUUACGAGUACAUUCCAAACGGAAGCCUUGAUACACUUCUCUUUAAACCCAAGAACGGCUUUGUGUUGAAAUGGGAACAAAGAUUCAACAUAGUUAAAGGCGUUGCAGAAGGGCUGUUAUAUCUACACGAAGAAUGGGAACAAGUGGUGAUUCAUCGCGAUGUGAAGGCUAGCAAUGUGCUAAUCGAUGCUGAAAUGAAUGCUCGGUUAGGGGACUUCGGUCUUGCCAGGCUAUAUGAUCAUGGAGGAAUGUCGCACACCACAAAUGUUGUGGGCACAAUUGGGUACAUUGCGCCUGAAUUGUCUCGCACAGGUAAGGCCUCUGCGAGUUCUGAUGUGUAUGCAUAUGGGAUUUUACUUCUUGAAGUAGCUACUGGACAGAGGCCUAUUGGUUCAGGUACGUUCCUCUUGAUGGAAUGGGUGAAUGAAUGCCAACAGCUUGGUAGAAUUCUUGAUGCUGUGGAUCCGUUGUUGAAAUCAGAUUACGCUGUUGAAGAGAUGGAACUUGUUCUGAAAUUGGGGCUCAUUUGCUCUCAUCAGAAACAAGAAUUGAGGCCUACCAUGAGACAAGUUAUGCGGUAUCUAUGCGGGGAUGAGCUACUUCCUUCCAACUAUGAUUGGAGCUCCAUUGAUUCUCAACAAGGAUAUGAAUUGAGCUUCGGAUUUUUGGAAGUGUUUUCUUUUGAUACGUUCAAAGCGUCGCAUGCUUCAUCUUCCAAUGUUGGCUUCUCUUCCAGUUCAAUGGAAAAUGGUAGAUAGUAGUCGGUCCGUCUCAAAACUUUUUUCCUUUUUCCACUUUGUUGUUAGGACUUAGGAAGUCGAUGAACACUCUUCCAAGUAGAAUCUGUAUACUGAUAGACACUGGAUAUUCACAUUGUUUUAAGAGAUAAUUGCAGUUUAUAACUAUUUGUCCAUUAAGAAAGUUACAUUCAACAUCACAAUCUUCAACUUGAUGAUCAAAAGGUGAACCUAUGAUGUUGUAGAAUGGCCAAGUGGGCUGAACAAGUUCUGGUUGCACCAUG